Molecule: messenger RNA, 1453 nt
Organism: Coffea arabica (coffee)
Lineage: Eukaryota; Viridiplantae; Streptophyta; Magnoliopsida; Gentianales; Rubiaceae
Product: zinc finger protein 4
Source: RefSeq, a predicted model, not a curated record
UACACAAUGUAUGGUGUCCUUUGCCCUUUUCUCUCUCUGUCUUGUAGUGUGCGACUGCAUCAGUAGUAGUACUACAGUAGUUAAAGAAAGAACCAACAAAAAUGUGUCAAGUCUGUUUUCUGCUUUUCUUCUGACUUAUCUGACGUCCCACCACCUUCUCUCUCCUUCUUUCUCUCUCUCAUUCAUGAUCUUAUCUCCAUCUACUGCCGUGUUUGUUAUCUUUUCUUCUUCUUCUCCCCUUGUUCUCACCGUAUUUGGUAAAAACUACAGAACUUGAAAGCUUUCUGCCUGUCUUGUCAUCAGAGUUGCUGAAGCCUGCUGCUUUUGGCAAACUCUUGAGGAACCUAAUGGGGAUUUGAUGAAUUGAAUUUCGUCAUGAUGUUGAAAUCAGGCACACAGGUGCUAGAGAAGACAGGGUGCUACAUAUGCUGGCUUACUAUUUGGCUUUGACGUGGUCAUUCAGGUUCAUAAACAAGAAGCAUUAGUUGUGAGUGGUAACAAGAUCUAUUACUAGACAAGGGACUCCUUUGUACUUCAGUGCUCUACCCCAAAAUGAAGGCGCCAACUAUUAACCUUGAAUCUGAAGAGGAUUCUGAGGUGAGCAGUCAAGUUGCCUCCAACAUAUCCACCCAAGAAGUCUCUCCUGGUCCUUCGAAGGAGAGCAUUACUUCUUCACCGUCUCUCACACACUCACUUGAUCUAGAAAGGGAUCCAAGGCCAGUUACUCUUGACUUGACUCUUGGCUUCAACAGCAGUGAUACUGAUUCAAAGGGUGUUGGUGAGAAUAAUGGUGAAGUAUUUCCCCAUCCUCCAACUCCAGGAGUGUCCAGGGUAUUCUCCUGUAACUAUUGUAGGCGCAAGUUCUAUAGCUCGCAGGCAUUAGGCGGUCAUCAAAAUGCACACAAGAGGGAGAGGACACUUGCAAAGAGGGCCAUGCGGAUGAAUAUGUUAUCAGAUCGCUAUGCCAGCUUGGCAUCUCUUCCCCUUCAUGGAUCUGCAUUUCGGUCCUUGGGCAUUGAAGCUCAUGCUUCGGUGCACCAACCAAUUAUGUCAUCAGAUAGGCCUCUCCAUGCAAUAAGAGGCGGAGCAAAGUUUGAACAAGGUUAUUUUGGUAUGCCAGUGUAUAUGGAAGAUGAUGAAGUAGAAAUGUACUGGCCUGGCAGUUUCCGACAAGUUGAAGGAGUUGCCAGCAGUCUGGCUUUGAAUUCUGGGCAAAGUUCCAGCAUCAAUUUUGUAGCAGUGGCACCACCGCCUAGAACAGACUCAUCAACACCUGAUCUAAAUUUGAAACUUUGACGAGUCAUCUUCUCUUUUGUAAUACGAAGUCAUAAUUAUUUCUUCUGAAUUCAUAAUUUUGUGACAAUUUGCUAAUGUACAGGGAUUAAGUGUUAAGGGUUGAAUUUGAGCUUUUUAAUCCUAAUUCCUCCUCAGCUUAAUUAUGCUGUCUCUAACA